AUGUGGGAGGAGACCUUCGACACAGAGAAGGAUUACACGCCAGUCUCGUGGAGUGAAUACUUUGAGAUGAUGGACGAUGUGGUGCUGGGCACAGCGGAGAGCAAAGAUGUGUUCCGUGUGUAUAAGAGUGGCGUGGACGGGCCCUUACUGGUGCUGCUGCAUGGGGGAGGACACUCCGCUCUCAGCUGGGCUGUUUUCACAGCCGCUAUGACCAGUAGAGUGACCUGUAGAGUUCUGGCCAUGGAUCUACGGGGGCACGGUGCCACUCAAGUCCGACAUGCUGACGAUCUCUCCACUUACACCAUGUCCAGGGAUGUGGCCAAUGUGGUGCGAGCUACCUACGGGGAGUUCACGCCCCCUAUCAUCCUGGUUGGCCACAGUAUGGGCGGGGCCAUCGCGGUGCAUGCCACCAGUGGAGCUCUGCUGCCGUCUGUGGUGGGCCUCGUCGUCAUCGAUGUCGUGGAGGGAAGUGCCAUGGAGGUUCUCCACAGCAUGCAAAACUUCUUCAAGGGCCGGCCCAAGUCCUUCAAGACAAUCGACCACGCCAUUGAGUGGAGUGUUAAGAGUGGCCAAAUUAGGAACUUGGAAUCUGCCAGAGUGUCAAUGGUUGGUCAAGUCAGAAGUGUGGAGCAGGUGAGUCCGGUGGGGGAGUGCUUGGCUGAGGCAAACGAGGAGUUCUAUGAUCUCAACUACGCCACGGACAAGGCCGAGAGUGCCGCCACCGACAUAAGCGCCAGUGAACCGGAGCAGACCCUGAGUGCGUACUGCUGGCGUAUCGACCUGUCCAAGGCGGAGAAGUACUGGGACGGCUGGUUCAGGGGCAUCUCCAACCUCUUCCUCAGCUGCAACGUGCCCAAGCUGCUGCUGCUAGCAGGGAUCGACCGCUUGGACCGAGACCUGACCAUAGGCCAGAUGCAAGGUAAAUUCAUGAUGCAGGUGCUGCCCCCAUGUGGACAUGCAGUGCAUGAAGACACACCAGACAAAGUUGCUGAUGCACUGGCCAGUUUCAUGAUCCGACACAAGUUUGCAGAGGCCAAAAGCGAAUCAAAAAGCUCCUCCUAUCCAUUCAUGCGAUGAGGACAAAUAAG
This is a messenger RNA of Engraulis encrasicolus (European anchovy), 1088 nucleotides long. RefSeq names its product protein phosphatase methylesterase 1-like. The transcript is spliced from 14 exons. Gene Ontology annotation, biological process: protein demethylation. Gene Ontology annotation, molecular function: protein methylesterase activity. NCBI's taxonomy places the organism in Eukaryota, Metazoa, Chordata, Actinopteri, Clupeiformes, Engraulidae. The coding region runs from base 1 to 1077 and encodes 358 amino acids. The record is from RefSeq and is a predicted model, not a curated record.